Nematolebias whitei (Rio pearlfish) is the source of this 1791-nucleotide messenger RNA. RefSeq names its product serine/threonine-protein phosphatase PP1-beta catalytic subunit. Gene Ontology annotation, cellular component: cytoplasm; nucleus. The coding region runs from base 14 to 997 and encodes 327 amino acids. Gene Ontology annotation, molecular function: protein serine/threonine phosphatase activity. Lineage: Eukaryota; Metazoa; Chordata; Actinopteri; Cyprinodontiformes; Rivulidae. The record is from RefSeq and is a predicted model, not a curated record. The transcript has 8 exons. Gene Ontology annotation, biological process: circadian regulation of gene expression; regulation of circadian rhythm.
GCGAGCAAGAAACAUGGCGGAGGUCGAGCUGAACGUCGAUAGCCUCAUUUCUCGAUUACUGGAAGUGCGAGGAUGUCGUCCAGGGAAAACGGUGCAGAUGACCGAGGCUGAGGUUCGAGGGCUCUGUAUAAAGUCCAGGGAGAUUUUCCUCAGUCAACCAAUUCUGCUGGAACUUGAGGCUCCUCUUAAAAUUUGCGGUGAUAUUCAUGGGCAGUACACAGAUUUGCUGAGGCUCUUCGAGUAUGGAGGCUUCCCUCCGGAAGCUAAUUAUCUCUUCCUGGGUGAUUAUGUGGACAGAGGGAAGCAGUCGCUGGAAACAAUCUGUCUGCUGCUCGCCUACAAGAUCAAAUACCCAGAAAAUUUCUUCCUGCUCCGGGGGAAUCAUGAGUGCGCUUCCAUCAAUCGCAUUUACGGCUUUUAUGACGAAUGCAAGCGAAGGUUCAACAUCAAGCUCUGGAAGACCUUCACAGACUGUUUUAAUUGUCUGCCAAUCGCUGCCAUAAUUGACGAGAAAAUCUUCUGCUGCCAUGGAGGCCUCUCCCCAGAUCUGCAGUCCAUGGAACAAAUUCGACGCAUAAUGAGACCAACGGAUGUGCCAGACACGGGCUUGCUGUGUGAUUUGUUGUGGUCCGACCCAGACAAGGAUGUACAGGGCUGGGGGGAAAAUGACCGAGGGGUCUCCUUCACUUUCGGGGCCGACGUGGUCAGCAAGUUCCUCAACCGCCAUGACCUGGACCUCAUCUGCCGGGCACAUCAGGUUGUGGAAGAUGGUUAUGAGUUCUUUGCGAAGCGACAGCUGGUGACUCUGUUUUCUGCCCCCAACUACUGCGGAGAGUUUGACAACGCAGGAGGUAUGAUGAGCGUGGACGAAUCCCUCAUGUGCUCCUUUCAGAUUCUGAAGCCGUCAGAGAAAAAAGCAAAGUAUCAGUAUGGAGGGGUGAGUUCGGGGCGUCCCGUCACCCCGCCUCGCACCACUCAGGCACCUAAAAAGAGGUGAGCGGCUGGUCCAGACUCUCCUGCUCCGUCCCUUUCACGCUGGUCUCUGGACCCUUUUACUUGCAGGCUGCCUCAGACACUCCAGUUUUCUCUACCACUUCAUUCUUGUGUACAGUUAAAAACAAACAAAAAAACCUGGAGUGUUUUGACAUUGUUUUCCUGUUUUGAACUGAGUACUUUUUAUAAACAUUUUUUCUUGUAUGCCAUGUAUGCAUUUACUCAACUACGAUGUUUAUUCCUCAGCCCAUUCAGGAUGUUUUAAUCAACAUUUUGUGAAACCAACAAUAAGCUUUAUUCACCUUCAGAUUAAAACUUCUCAUUGUGAUUUUACUAAGUGCACGCUGAGUGAUCUGACAGCUUUUGUUAGUUUGUGUCAAAUCAACAUAUUUUCUGCCUGUUCUUAAUAGUUUGUUUUUGAGAAAUGAGUUUUCCUACAGAGUCAGAUACGAUUGAUAAAACUAUGUCCAUCCACCUUCUUUACCCUUUUAUGGUUCAUGGGGGAGCUGGUGCCUGUCCCCACACUGAACUGAUCACAAGUCCAUCACAGGACCACAUUGAGCCAAACAAGCAUUCUCAACUCAUUCACACCUUGGGACAAAUCAGUUACUGAUGAUUCAAACAUGCAUGUUUUUGUUUCUGUGGGAGGAAACCAGGGUACCCAGAGAAAAACCACACAUGCAUGGGGAGCACAUGCUCCACACAGAAAGUGAACCAGUGACUUCCUUGCAGUGAGGCAACAGACCUAGCUGCACCACCCCAUCACUCAAAAAUUAAACACGCCAACUUAAGUCCGCU